UACCAACAAUAAUUAUGAUUAAUUCAAGUGAAACAUCAACUUGUCGAAUAUGUUUUAAAUCGUCAGAGAAAUUGAUGACUCCUUGUUUAUGUCGAGGUGUUUUUGCUUUCGUUCAUCAAUCAUGUUUGGCUCAUUGGUUGGAGGAAACUAAAUCCGAGUAUUGUGAUAUAUGUCGAUUUAAGUACAAAACAAUCAAAUGUCCAAAAAAUUUAGUUGAUUGGAUCACCAAACAAACCAGAGAAAGACAUGAUUACAUUUCCUCGAUUGUUGUUUACGUUUUUCUGUUGUACUUCCUCACAUUUGGUUCGAUCAUUUGGUUUCACAGUUUAGGUCGAAUCAAUAUUGCCUUGACCCUUUUGCUGCUUCUGGUCACUUUAUGUUUGGGAACCCUCACUCUCACUUCACUUUGCUCAUUCCUUGGUGAGGAAUUUAUUUCAUACAGAAAGUGGAUUAAAAGUAACUUCAGGAUCACAGUUCUUAACAAUCCGGAUAAUAAAGUUGAACCACCGACACCACCGAGAAGAGUAGUGAGGUCCAGUGGUGUGUCCAAGGGAAGUCGAGAGCUCAAUUACAAGUCAUCUUCAUCUUCAGAAGGACUUUAACAACAAUGGAAUAAGUGUUUAAGUCCAAAAUGAAUUUAUUUAAAUGUGAAAAAAGAAAAAAUAGAAAAUUAUUAGAAUCCAAGAA
Molecule: messenger RNA, 687 nt
Organism: Panonychus citri (citrus red mite)
Lineage: Eukaryota; Metazoa; Arthropoda; Arachnida; Trombidiformes; Tetranychidae
Product: E3 ubiquitin-protein ligase MARCHF3-like
Exons: 2
Coding region: 15-602 (195 amino acids)
Biological process (GO): protein ubiquitination
Molecular function (GO): zinc ion binding; ubiquitin-protein transferase activity
Source: RefSeq, a predicted model, not a curated record